This is a messenger RNA of Nycticebus coucang (slow loris), 3350 nucleotides long. It is a transcript of the gene TMEM151B, whose product is annotated as transmembrane protein 151B. The record is from RefSeq and is a predicted model, not a curated record. Bases 1324 to 3324 code for a protein of 666 amino acids. The transcript has 2 exons. NCBI's taxonomy places the organism in Eukaryota, Metazoa, Chordata, Mammalia, Primates, Lorisidae.
AGAGGGGGAUGCCACCUUGAAGGCCAAGAAGGGCAACUUGUAGGGGCUAUAGAGCCUGGAAGGUACCAUGGGGAAGUGUUAGUGAGAUCUGAGCUGGGGCCCUAAGAAAGGUCAGAUGUAUACAGGGAGAUUCCUCCCAAAGUCACUGAGUGUGUGUAUAUUAGGGUGUGCACCCCUCUCUCCCAACUCCUGAUGCUUCCCCAUAUCCCUAGUUGCAGCCUUCAGUCCUCCAAGCACACUUGUGCGCACCCAUGCACCCUGCACAAGGGCAGAAACAUACAAGCAAGGGUGCACCUGCAGACAGGUCCCCUGUAGAUAUGCUUACAUUGGGACAAGCACAUACAGGUGAGCACACAAAGAUGCACAUAUAUACACAGCACCCAGUGAUGAGGCUUCCUGAAAGGCACAUGUACCCUAAUCUCCUUGUCCUUAUAUAUUGUGUGCUAUUUCCUAGCUCACCUACGUACCCAUACUUCUAGAUCCAGGGCUCACUGCUUGUUACUGUCCCCUUCUGUUCCACUCUUUUUUCCCCUUUCCUGGCUGGCCUCCAAGUAAGGCCUGAUGAAUUGAGGGGAUAAGUCAGUAUCCUAGCAGAGAGUUUGUGUGUGUGUGUGAUGGAGAGAAGGUUCCUCAAGCUAGACAUGAAGGAGGAAGGGUGGAAAACCAGGGCCCACCAUGAGAAAUCAAACUCAAUAUUCAAUUACUACAUUGCCUCUGGGUGCCAGCAUCUUGGUAGACACCUAAGAUGCAAAUAGAAUGAGACAUAGGCUCUGCCCUCAGGAGCACCCAGUCUAGUAGGAAGCCAAAGAUAUAAAAAAUUCACUGGGCCAACUGUAGGACAGAAUGUGCCAAGAAGUACUUUAAUAGAGAGGCCUCAGGAGAAUACCAAAAAUCGUUUCUUUUGACGAAUGGCUGGGCCUUCAAAUGACUUCCUCCCUGUGCCCGUCCCACAUCUGCUAUCUCCAUCUUCUCCCCAGUUACAUGCCUCUACCCUUCUGAAUACUUCCUCCUGGACUGCCUUCUGCUCAGGGACCCCAGCUCUCUCUCUUCUAUCCUGGAACAGAGGGAAGGAUGUGAGAGUGCAAGAGGGAGAAUCACAAGGGAGCUAGGGACCAGAACCUGGGGAAUGAGACAGGGCUUGGGAUUCCCUGAGUGCCUCCCACGAAAGGAGAUGUAUUAGGCUUGUUAUGAGGGUACACAUAAGACUGAAAAAAUUGGAAUAUGUAAGGGCUCCACCUGUAAAGUGGGGAGGUAAUGUCAGUGAGUCCUCUUUCUUUCCUGGAACAUCUGGAAGAGGUCUAGGCUGGGGACCUGCCUUCACUGAUGCCUGUCUGUCCUUCCCUGUCUUCCCCAUCCACACUUUCUCCUGUGUCAUUACCAUCUUUGUGUCUGUCUUUGGACUCUGUUUCUCUGGGUGCCAUCUCAUCCAUCUGUGUCUUCUUUGCUGCCUGGGCCUGUCUCUCUGGCUCUGAUUCUUCUCUGCCACUUGGGGUUUCUCUCUCUCUGUACUUUACUGUAUUGGCAUUUUGGUCCUCUUUCCUGUCCUUAUGGCUUUCUCUGUGUUCCUUCUGUUUUUAUCUCGUCUUUGGCUCUCGUUUUGGUCUUUCCUUUUCUCUCCAUAUCCCUGUGUCUCUGCUCGUCAUCUAUGGUACUGGUUUCUGCCCUUCCACCCUUGCAUCCAUCUCUGUGAUGGGUCCUGCUCACUGUCUCACUUCCCACUCAUCUUGGCUCCUCCCCUGCCCAUCUGAGCAGCAGCGUCCCAUCCAGCCCUCUUUCACCAAGUCCCUCUGCCGUGAGUCCCACUGGAAGUGCCUCCUGCUCUCACUGCUCAUGUACGGCUGCCUAGGGGCAGUGGCCUGGUGCCAUGUCACCACAGUGACGCGCCUCACCUUCAGCAGCGCCUACCAGGGCAACAGCCUCAUGUACCAUGACAGCCCCUGCUCCAAUGGCUAUGUCUACAUCCCCCUGGCCUUCCUGCUCAUGUUGUACGCCGUCUACCUGGUGGAGUGUUGGCACUGCCAAGCCCGCCAUGAGCUGCAGCACCGUGUGGAUGUGAGCAGCGUGCGGGAGCGUGUGGGCCGCAUGCAGCAGGCCACGCCCUGCAUCUGGUGGAAGGCCAUCAGCUACCACUAUGUCCGUCGGACCCGCCAGGUCACCAGAUACCGCAAUGGAGACGCCUACACCACCACCCAGGUCUACCAUGAGCGCGUCAACACGCACGUGGCGGAGGCCGAAUUUGACUACGCGCGCUGUGGGGUCCGCGACGUAUCCAAGGCGCUAGUGGGGCUGGAGGGCGCGCCGGCCACGCGGCUGCGCUUCACCAAGUGCUUCAGCUUCGCCAGCGUGGAGGCCGAGAACGCGUACCUCUGCCAGCGCGCGCGCUUCUUCGCGGAGAAUGAAGGCCUGGAUGACUACAUGGAGGCACGCGAAGGCAUGCACCUCAAGAACGUGGACUUCCGCGAGUUCAUGGUGGCUUUCCCGGACCCGACGAGGCCGCCGUGGUACGCCUGCUCGUCAGCCUUCUGGGCCGCCGCGCUGCUCACGCUGUCGUGGCCGCUCCGCGUGCUGGCCGAGUACCGAACGGCCUACGCGCACUACCACGUGGAGAAGCUCUUCGGCCUGGAAGGCCCGGGCUCGGCGAGUAGCGCGGGAGGCGGCCUAAGCCCCAGCGACGAGCUGCUGCCCCCACUCACCCACCGCCUGCCGCGGGUCAACACGGUGGACAGUACAGAGCUCGAGUGGCACAUCCGCUCCAACCAGCAGCUGGUGCCCAGCUACUCGGAGGCGGUGCUCAUGGAUCUGGCGGGCCUGGGGUCGCGCUGCGGUGGGGCAACAGGCGCUGGCUACGCGCCCACGUGUCGCUACGGCGGGGUGGGCGGCCCGGGCGCGGCGGGAGUGGCCCCGUACAGGCGCAGCUGCGAGCACUGCCAGCGCGCGGUCAGCAGCUCGUCCAUCUUCUCGCGCAGCGCCCUGAGCAUCUGCGCCAGUCCGCGGGCCGGCCCGGGGCCGGGAGGAGGCGCCGGCUGCGGGGGCAGCCGCUUUUCGCUCGGCCGGCUCUAUGGCUCCCGGCGCAGCUGCCUCUGGCGCAGCCGGAGCGGAAGCGUCAACGAGGCGAGCUGCCCCACGGAGCAGACGCGGCUUUCGAGCCAGGCCAGCAUGGGAGACGACGAGGACGACGACGGCGAGGAGGAGGCUGGGCCGCCGCCGCCCUACCACGACGCCCUCUACUUCCCGGUCCUUAUUGUUCACCGGCAAGAGGGGUGUCUGGGCCACAGCCACCGGCCGCUGCACCGCCACGGCUCCUGUGUAGAGACCUCACUGUGACCUCCAGCCCCUGGAGAGGUCCACGC